UACGCCGACGGUCGUUCAAGUCCACUACAGGGCGGAUGACGAUCACGAUAAUAUUAUAUAUUUUAUACUCGGGAAAUCGCACGGAGGUAAAAAAUAAAUAAUACAAUUUUCGUCAUCGCGUCAUUAUAACAAUAUACGAUAUAAUUGUUAAUAAAAAUUAUACCACGGUCGUGUAUAUAUGAUACGAAACGAUUUUCUUACUUACGCGUUUCGCGCGAACGGUCGGCGUAGGUUUUUGAUUUUUUUUUUUUUAACGCACGCGCUAUUAUAGUCUGCGGUAAAUUGUGUCGCACAGUAUAGCAAUUUUGCACGAAAAUCACGCGGGAUUCGAAAAAAAUAAAAUUUCACGAUGUUUUCGCACUCGCCGUUGCUAUGGUCGACGGCGGCGUUCGUGCUGUUGACACUGUCGUCGGCCGAGUUCGACGGUCAAGUUCAUCGGAACGACGACGGUCUAUUACCGCUACCUCGGUCGUCACGAUUACCAUCGGCGCUCAACGGCUCCGGCGUGGCCUUUCCGCCGGGUAACGGUGAAAAUGUACCACCACCGAAGGACGACGAUGUCGACAUUUACCCCGAAUCGUGGGUCUCCGAUUUGUUUUACCGAACGUUGGCCAAUUUCACCGUUCAGCGCGUGGGCAGCUCCGCUUGCCAGCGACAAGUGGACAUGUACGUUCGAAACUUACAGAAUUACACCGAUUGGGCCGUCAGAAUGGCAGAGUCUUGGAAUCGACAUCCAAUUGGCAUACUAGCUGGCAACAAAUAUCAUAUGGGUAUUUAUGACGAAUGUGUCGACGUUAAUUAUCCAGUGAAGGGACAGUAUUGUUUGUCUGAAAUACAUUUAUUUCCGCCAAUGGGCAAAAAUUACUCUUUCCAAAAAGGAACGGACAACAUUAAUGACGUUAGCGACAAUCACGCGUGGAAAACAGUACUUGGGUGGGUCGAUUCUCCAGAUCUAGUCAAACGAAACAGUUUGAAUUUAGGGAUAUGCAUACCGGAUUCUUGUUCAGCGGCAGAUCUACAGACGUCGUUGCAAAAUGAAUUUGACAAGGUGUUUUUACCGGAGAAGUUCAAAGCUGUCGUCCAAGUAGACCCGAUACUCUGCACUGUGAGUGGAGAUAUGUAUCCUUACGACAUGGCGUAUUUUUUAACCAGUGCAUUUUUCGUACUACUUGUUAUGAUCUGCUGUGGUGUGACCGUUGGUCAUUUCAUAAAACUAUCGCGUCAACAAAAUAAAACCUUAUCAGAUGAUGAAUUCUUCAUUUCAUUUUCAUUUAUCAAGUCUGUCAAAGAAUUAUUAAAAUAUGAUAAAACGAACGAAUUAAAUAUUCUGAAUGGUAUGAAAGUGACAACCAUGAUAUUCAUUUUGUUUGGUCACAGAUUCAUGUAUUUAGUAGGAAAUCCUAUGAGUCAUCCUAAAUUAAUCGAAAAUUUGUACAAGUCUGGACCUGAUAUAUUAUUGACUAGUAUGAAUCUAGUAGAUCCGUUUUUCUACAUUAGUGGUUUUAUCUUGUACAUGACAACCUCUCCGAUAUUCAUGAAAGCUGGAUCAGUAUGGAUAAAGCUUGCGUCACCGGUUAUCUACCGAAUAGUAAGAAUGUUACCGGCUUAUUGUGCAAUGAUGGCGAUCACAGCUAAUAUCGUACCUCAUCUUGGUGACGGGCCACUUUGGCCUCAAAAAGCCUGGAGCGAAGCGGAGACAUGUAAAAAAUAUUGGUGGACCAAUUUGCUUUUUAUAAGUAAUUUUAUAGACGCCAAGUAUGAAUGCCUCAUAGUGAGCUGGUACAUAUCGUGUGACGUUCAGUUCUUCAUAGUUGGAGUUGCUUUAGUUUAUAUUUACACAAAGAACACUAAAUACGGAAUUGGAUUGCUCUCAACCAUUAUUAUUGCGUCGAUAUUUACGCCAUUUAUAAGUACGAUUUUGAAUAAAAGUGAUGGAAUACUUAAAGUACAUAUUCCAUUUUUAGAAAACCCCAGAACUUCUACAACGUUUAAUGAGUCUUACAGAGCAAGUCACAUGCGAGCUACGCCUUUUUUUGUUGGGGUGGCAAUGAGCUUCGUUGCUAGUAAAUUGAAAAAGACAAAAACAAAAUUAUCAUUGAUUACUGUCUACGGAGGGACGUUAGUUGUAACUGUGGUCUCUUUGUGGGUACAGUUUUACGGUGCUAAAUUUUAUGUGAGAAAUAGACCUUAUCAUUUAUUGGAACAAGCUCUAUAUUCGACAUUUAGCCAUUGGACAUGGACGGCAAUAUGUGUGUGGUUCACCAUUUGCUAUUACACAACUGGUUACGGUCUUUUAACAAAAAUUUUUGAUAACAGAUUUAUUGUACCCAUGGGGAAACUCUCAUACUGCGUUUUCUUAGUGAACCUAAUCGUUAUGAUGAUGUCUCAGAGUUCUCAAAGACUACCCACUUAUCUAUCAAUAAAAUCAUUGUUGGAUGCUGGGAUAUACGAUACAUUUAAAACUUAUUUAAUGGGCUUAGCAUUAUACUUGGUCGUAGAAGCACCGUUUGGAGAUUUGACUAGAAAAAUGUUCGGGCGAGGGAAAAAGAGUGACUCGUCCAUAAGAAAUGAAGUACCAAUUGAAAAAACUACAACUGCAGAAACUCCAAAAAGAGUUGUGACUCAUUUAUGAUAAGUAUUAACUGAUUAAAUCUCAAAACAUAAGAAGAAUAGAUAUUACCUAUUUUUAUAUAUUAUAAUAUAAACUAUAUAAUUACAUUUUCAUCAGAUUUGAUUACAAUUAAAGAAUGAUAUGCGAUUUAUAAAUAUUUUUUUUUUGUAAAACAUAGUUUAGUUUUAUAAACAUGUAUCUCGUAUUGUAUUAUUUAGGUAUAUGUAUAUUGUAAUUAUGUAUUUAUUUUCUUUUUUUUUGGAAAAUAAAUGAAUUUUCUAUUAUA
Metopolophium dirhodum (rose-grain aphid) is the source of this 2897-nucleotide messenger RNA. RefSeq names its product nose resistant to fluoxetine protein 6-like. The transcript has 13 exons. NCBI's taxonomy places the organism in Eukaryota, Metazoa, Arthropoda, Insecta, Hemiptera, Aphididae. The coding region runs from base 350 to 2632 and encodes 760 amino acids. The record is from RefSeq and is a predicted model, not a curated record. Gene Ontology annotation, molecular function: acyltransferase activity, transferring groups other than amino-acyl groups.